Messenger RNA from Budorcas taxicolor (takin), 4776 nucleotides. It is a transcript of the gene TIAM1, whose product is annotated as TIAM Rac1 associated GEF 1. Lineage: Eukaryota; Metazoa; Chordata; Mammalia; Artiodactyla; Bovidae. The record is from RefSeq and is a predicted model, not a curated record. Gene Ontology annotation, molecular function: guanyl-nucleotide exchange factor activity; protein binding. Gene Ontology annotation, biological process: small GTPase-mediated signal transduction; activation of GTPase activity; positive regulation of axonogenesis. Gene Ontology annotation, cellular component: cytosol; synapse; plasma membrane. The transcript is spliced from 25 exons. Bases 1 to 4776 code for a protein of 1591 amino acids.
AUGGGAAACGCAGAAAGUCAAAAUGUCGUGCAUGAGUUCUAUGGAGACAAGCACGCUGUCCUGGGGCGCAAGCACACGUCCCGAUCCCUGCGCCUGUCACACAAGGCGCGGCGGACCAGGCACGCCUCCUCCGGCAAGGUGAUCCACAGGAACUCCGAAGUGAGUACCCGAUCCAGCAGCACCCCCAGCAUCCCCCAGUCCCUGGCCGAAAAUGGCCUGGAGCCCUUCUCCCAGGAAGGCACCCUCGAGGACUUCGGGAGCCCCAUUUGGGUGGACCGAGUGGAUAUGGGCUUGAGACCCGUGUCUUACACUGAUUCCUCCGUCGCUCCCAGCGUGGACAGCAGCAUCGUCCUCACAGCAGCCUCCGUGCAGAGCAUGCCAGACUCGGAAGACAGCCGGCUUUACAGGGAUGACGCGACGUACUUGGCGGAGGGCGGCAGGCGGCAGCGCCCCUAUGCCUCCAAUGGGCCCGCGUUCAUGGAGACGGCGAGCUUUAAGAAGAAACGCUCCAAAUCCGCAGACAUCUGGCGGGAGGACAGCCUGGAAUUCUCACUGUCUGAUCUGAGCCAAGAACACUUAACAAGCAACGAAGAGAUCUUGGGUUCCGCUGAGGAGAAAGACUGCGAGGAGGCUCCGGCGAUGGAAACCCGGGCGAGUCCGCGGCAGCUCAGUGCCUGUCAACGGGCCAAUUCCCUGGGGGACUUGUAUGCUCAGAAGAACUCUGGGGUGACGGCAAACGGGGGGCCCAGGAGCAAACUUGCAGGCUACUGUCGGAAUUUGGUGUCUGACAUCCCCGAUCUCGCGAACCGUAAGAUGCCACCAGCUGCAGCUGAAGAGGCUCUCCCCUACAGUAAUUAUAACACACUCCCCUGUAGGAAAUCUCACUGUCUCUCUGAAGGUGCCACCAACCCACAGAUUAGCCAUAGCAGCAGCAUGCAAGGCAGAAGAGCAAAAACCACUCAGGAUGUUAACGCAGGCGAGGGUAGCGAGUUUGCCGACAGCGGGAUCGAAGGGGCCACCACCGACACGGACCUCCUGUCCCGGCGAUCCAAUGCCACUAACUCCAGCUACUCGCCCCCCACCGGCCGUGCCUUUGUGGGCAGCGACAGCGGCAGCAGCUCCACCGGGGACGCGGCCCGCCAGGGGGUGUAUGAGAAUUUUCGCCGGGAGCUGGAGAUGAGCACCACCAACAGCGAGAGCCUGGAGGAGGCGGGCUCCGCGCACAGCGACGAGCAGAGCAGCGGCACCCUGAGCUCCCCGGGCCAGUCCGACAUCCUGCUCACGGCCGCACAGGGCACGGUGCGCAAGGCCGGCGCCCUGGCCGUCAAGAACUUCCUGGUGCACAAGAAGAACAAGAAGGUGGAGUCCGCCACGCGGAGGAAGUGGAAGCACUACUGGGUGUCCUUGAAAGGGUGCACACUCUUCUUCUACGAGGGUGACGGCAGGUCCGGGAUAGACCACAACAGCGUCCCCAAGCACGCCGUCUGGGUGGAGAACAGCAUUGUACAGGCAGUUCCUGAGCACCCCAAGAAGGACUUCGUCUUCUGCCUCAGCAAUUCCCUGGGCGAUGCCUUCCUUUUCCAGACCACCAGCCAGACGGAGCUGGAGAACUGGAUCACUGCCAUCCACUCUGCUUGCGCGGCCGCUGUCGCAAGACACCACCACAAAGAGGACACGCUCCGGCUGCUGAAGUCGGAGAUCAAGAAACUGGAGCAGAAGAUCGACAUGGAUGAGAAGAUGAAGAAAAUGGGCGAAAUGCAGCUGUCCUCCGUCACGGAUUCAAAGAAGAAGAAAACGAUAUUAGAUCAGAUCUUUGUCUGGGAGCAGAAUCUUGAGCAGUUCCAAAUGGACCUGUUUCGCUACCGCUGUUACCUAGCCAGCCUCCAAGGUGGGGAGCUGCCCAACCCUAAAAGGUUACUUGCCUUUGCAAGCCGACCAACCAAAGUGGCAAUGGGCCGCCUUGGAAUUUUUUCUGUGUCAUCUUUUCAUGCCCUGGUGGCCGCCCGCACGGGUGAAACUGGAGUCAGAAGACGUACUCAGGCCAUGUCCCGAUCCGCAAGCAAGAGAAGGAGCAGGUUUUCUUCUCUUUGGGGUCUGGAUACUACCUCUAAAAAGAAGCAGGGACGCCCAAGCAUCAAUCAGGUGUUCGGUGAGGGAACUGAGGCUGUAAAGAAAUCUUUAGAGGGAAUAUUUGAUGACACUGUUCCAGACGGCAAGAGGGAGAAAGAAAUGGUCUUGCCCGCUGUCCACCAGCACAAUCCCGACUGUGACAUUUGGGUCCACGAGUAUUUCACCCCAUCCUGGUUCUGUCUACCGAACAAUCAGCCAGCCCUGACGGUCGUCCGGCCUGGGGACACGGCCCAGGACACCCUGGAGCUGAUCUGCAAGGCACAUAAACUGGAUCAUUCUGCUCAUUACCUGCGCCUGAAAUUUCUAAUAGAAAACAAAAUGCAGUACUACGUGCCAAAGCCUGAGGAGGACAUUUAUGAGCUGCUGUACAAAGAAAUUGAAAUUUGUCCAAAAGUCACUCAGAACAUCCAGAUUGAGAAGUCAGAUACAGCUGGUGAUAAUUAUGGGUUUUCACUUUCUUCUGUGGAAGAAGAUGGUGUUCGAAGGCUCUAUGUGAAUAGUGUAAAAGAAACUGGCUUAGCUUCCAAGAAAGGCCUGAAGGCGGGAGAUGAGAUUCUCGAGAUCAAUAAGCGGGCUGCAGGCACCCUGAACUCCUCUGUGCUCAGAGAUUUCCUCGCACAGCCGUCCCUGGGCCUCCUGGUGAGGACCUGCCCCGAGCUGGAGGGAGGAGCAGAGCUGCUGGAGAACCCGCCCCAUCGGCUGGACGGCCCGGCCGACCUCGGCGAGAGCCCCCUCGCCUUUCUCAGCAGCGACACAGGCCACAGCCUCUGCAGCGAGCAAGGCAGCAGUGCUGAGGCUGCUCCGGAGGAGGCUGAAGGGCCGGACUUGGAAUCCUCAGAUGAUACUGAUCACAGCAGCAAGAGCACGGAACAGGUGGCCGCGUUCUGCCGCAGUCUGCACGAGAUGAAGCCCUCUGACCCGAGCCCGUCCCCCCAGGACUCCACUGGGCCUCAGCUGGCCGCCAUGAGACAGCUCACGGACGCCGAUAAGCUGCGCAAGGUUAUCUGCGAGCUCCUGGAGACAGAGCGCACCUACGUGAAGGACUUAAACUGUCUCAUGGAGAGAUACCUAAAACCUCUUCAAAAAGAAACGUUUCUCACCCAGGAUGAGCUUGAUGUGCUCUUUGGAAAUUUAACCGAAAUGGUAGAGUUUCAAGUAGAAUUCCUUAAAACUCUGGAAGAUGGAGUGAGAUUGGUACCUGAUCUGGAAAAGCUUGAGAAAGUUGAUCAAUUUAAGAAAGUGCUGUUCUCCCUGGGGGGAUCCUUUCUGUAUUACGCUGACCGCUUCAAGCUCUACAGUGCCUUCUGCGCCAGCCACACGAAGGUCCCCAAGGUCCUGGUGAAAGCCAAGACGGACGCAGCUUUCAAGGCGUUCCUAGACGCCCAGAACCCAAAGCAGCAGCACUCGUCCACCCUGGAGUCUUACCUCAUCAAGCCCAUCCAGAGGAUCCUUAAGUAUCCGCUUCUGCUGAAGGAGCUUUUUGCUCUGACGGACGCAGAGAGUGAGGAACAUUACCACCUGGAUGUGGCCAUUAAGACUAUGAACAAGGUUGCAAGUCAUAUCAAUGAAAUGCAGAAAAUCCAUGAGGAAUUUGGGGCUGUGUUUGACCAGCUGAUCGCUGAACAGACUGGUGAGAAAAAAGAGGUUGCAGAUCUGAGCAUGGGAGACCUGCUGUUGCAUACCACCGUCAUCUGGCCAAACCCACCCGCCUCGCUGGGCAAGUGGAAAAAGGAGCCCGAAUUGGCAGCGUUUGUCUUCAAAACUGCCGUGGUCCUUGUCUAUAAAGAUGGUACCAAACAGAAGAAGAAACUUGUAGGAUCACACAGGCUUUCAAUUUACGAGGACUGGGACCCCUUCCGAUUUCGACACAUGAUUCCUACUGAGGCUCUGCAGGUUCGCGCUUUGGCAAGUGCAGAUGCAGAAGCAAAUGCCGUGUGUGAAAUCGUCCACGUGAAGUCGGAGUCUGAAGGGAGGCCGGAGAGGGUCUUCCACCUGUGCUGCAGCUCCCCAGAGAGCCGAAAGGAUUUCCUGAAGGCUGUGCAUUCCAUCCUGCGAGAUAAGCACAGAAGACAGCUCCUGAAGACCGAGAGCCUUCCCUCGUCCCAGCAAUAUGUCCCUUUUGGAGGAAAGAGGUUGUGUGCGCUGAAAGGGGCCAGGCCGGCCAUGAGCAGGGCAGUGUCCGCCCCAAGCAAGUCUCUUGGGAGGAGGAGGCGGCGACUGGCCCGAAACAGGUUUACCAUUGAUUCCGAUGCCAUCUCCGCCAGCAGCCCGGAGAAAGACCCCCAGCAGACCCCCGGUGGCGGGGACACUGACCGCUGGGUGGAGGAACAGUUUGAUCUUGCUCAGUAUGAGGAGCAGGAUGACAUCAAGGAGACAGACAUCCUCAGUGACGAUGAUGAGUUCUGUGAGUCGGCCAAGGGUGCCGCGGCGGACAGAGACCUGCAGGAGCGGCUUCAGGCUGCCUCCAUCACUCAGCGGGAGAGAGGCCGGAAGCCCCUGGACAGCCACGCGUCCCGCAUGACGCAGCUCAAGAAGCAAGCCGCCCUGUCGGGCAUCAACGGAGGCCCGGAGAGUACGAGCGAGGAGGUCAUUUGGGUUAGGCGCGAAGACUUUGCCCCCUCCCGCAAGCUGAACACUGAGAUCUGA